Molecule: messenger RNA, 1047 nt
Organism: Mitosporidium daphniae
Lineage: Eukaryota; Fungi; Microsporidia
Exons: 4
Coding region: 1-1047 (348 amino acids)
Source: RefSeq, a predicted model, not a curated record
AUGGUACGAGAAACACAUUCUGAUUCAAGUCCCGCGCAAGAACACUUCCCGUCCAGCGCGAUCCCCGAUCUUACCGCUCGGCGAAAGGGGCGUCUACCAAGGAAGGAGGCUAAUGAAAUGUUGGGCGAUAAUCACGCGUCCAAUUUAGACCAUCCUCAAAGCCACAACACCAUCGUUUCUAUCCAUAAUUCGCACUCGCAUCUGUUGAACUCUACGGCCGGAACAUCGACCCCAUUUCAUCAGCUUUCUAGCAUGAUGGAGGAUGAAGAGGCCGAAAAAGAGGCUUCAAAUGACGAGUUUGAAUCUCUUUCUUCAGAACUUGCCCCAUUGAGGAAACGGACAUCCAAGUCUGCGAAGAGCUCUGCCAUUGCCACACCACCAUUGGCAAAUUCAGAAACUCGCAGGGCUAAAAGAGCGUCUGGGGAGCACCUUUGGAAGCAUCGGUGUUUUUGGGAUGAAGAAGAAACGGAAUAUUUGAAGGAGGGUGUCAGGAAAUAUGGAAAAGGAAAGUGGAAGGCUAUCCUUUCGGACCCGGCAUUCAAAUUCAAGGAUAGGUCUUCCGUAGACCUGAAAGACAAGUGGCGAAACUUGGAAACAUUCGUUCCCUGGUCUGAUCACGAGAUAAGACGGUAUAUUCUUUUGGACGAGUCCCACGCACCGUAUCGUACUGCCGCUUCCAACUUUCACAUCUUCCAGAAUAGGGACGAGUUUUAUUCAUUGGGCCCUGAUGAUAAUACGCCAUUUCUGAUAUAUCUUAGAGAAAUCCGAUCUGUCGAUCCUACAGCCACAUACUCUGGGGAGGCCUGUGGCUCUCUUGUUUCUGAAGAGGAGCAAGUUGUCCAUGUUUAUGAAGGCACCCGUGAGCGCCGGGUUGCAGCGGACAUUGAGAAGUUUCAGAACAAACGUUUUAUGUGGGUACCGUCCGUUGUGAAGCUUCGAACAGAAAAGCUGUCCUAUGGCCGAAAAAGCACCUCCGUGGCUUUGCCUUCCGGUGCGCCUUCCGUAUCAAUUUCGUCUUCAGGACGGAUGGGGAUUCUGAUGCCAUAG